Molecule: messenger RNA, 1609 nt
Organism: Cuscuta epithymum
Lineage: Eukaryota; Viridiplantae; Streptophyta; Magnoliopsida; Solanales; Convolvulaceae
Source: the annotation of a GenBank genome assembly
UUAUUACUACUUGGUAUUCCUUAAAAAAUGGAUAUGAAGGCCUGAAACAGGAAGUCAAGGUAGCCCGGCGAGAAACAAGGUUAUCGAGCUUUAUUCACUCUCUGGCCAGACAGAUGAUUCUGAGGUACUGUCACUGUGCUCAAGCUAAUUUAUGAAAUCCCCAUAACUGUUGUUUCUCAUCCAGAGGCAACUUGAUGCUGUUUUUUGACUUGUAAAAUUUGAUAAUAUGAGAUGCAAAAGGCUCAAACCCACUUUCGCUGAUCUGCCGGAAGAGGUUGUAGGAGACAUCCUCUCGCGUCUCUCCGUCCGGCAUCUUCUGCGAUUGAAGAGCGUCUGCAAAUGCUGGCGCGAUUUGAUUUCCAGCCGCUGGUUUGCUUCAAUGCAACUGACCCGGUCUAUUUCUGACCCGACAAGCCACUAUCUUCUCCUUUUGAACCAAAAAUUCCCUUUUAACAUUUUCUGUACUAUCCGAAAUCCUAACAUCCUGGUUAAAGUUGACGAGUUCAAGAAAUUGGGGGCUUUUGUCGUGGGUUCCAUUAAUGGGCUAGUUUGUAUUGCUUGUUUGGGACUAGGUAGGUCUUGUUUCCUAUGGAAUCCUUCAAUUAGACAACACAGGAGCCUCCCGAAGAGUUCUGUAUAUGCUGGAGACAAGAAACGGGUCCAAGUAACUUUUGGGUUCGGUCACGAACCUCAUUCUAAUGAUUAUAAGGUUGUAAGGGUACUAAACUCUAGUGCUGAUAUUGAAGUGGCAUCUACUAGGGUAGAGGUAUACUCGCUCAAUUCCGAUUCUUGGAAAGAAGUCAAGAUUGAUUUCCCUUUGAAUAAUAUAACGACCAGGACAAGCUGUGAUGUCGCACUCUCUGGAUUUACUUAUUGGCUUGUUAAAAAGGGUAACGGAAACGAGAAACCUUUUGUAGCAUCAUUUGACUUGCGUAGGGAGGUAUUUCGACGAAUUGCAGUCCCUAAUGUUGUGACUCUAGAAUCAGAGCAUUAUAGUGCCAUAAACUUUAGAGGCCGUCUCGGAUUACUAGUUUACGGCGUGCAGUUUGAACCCAACAAAUGCCUACAGUUAUGGAUUCUGGAAGGUGAAAGAAGUGGAGCGGGUAUUUGGAUCAAAACUUCCACAUUUAUGAUGGAUUUUCUAAUUUCACAUCAUUGGGGAUUGCCAAAUGGUCACAUAGUAGUGCAGAAUACUCCAAAUGUGCCGUUCUUGUAUGACCCGCAAAGAAAAGAAAGGAAGGUUAUUGGGAUUAAACAGUUGGAUGGCGUUAUAUAUUACGUGGAGAGCCUCAUCUCAAUCAAGAAGUUAAGACGUUCUAGGAAAUGUGGGACUAAGAAGCUAAAUUAGCUCUCAUUUACCUUCUCCGAACACCGUGUAUAAUUUUAGUCUGUUGUUACAUAUGCUUUGAAUAGCCCCCCUCUAGAUUUUGUGUGGGACAACUAAUGUUAUUAUUAUUGUAUGUAUCUCAAGAGAUUUAAUCAAUAUAAAUGAUUGCCCUCUUGGAAUAUCAAGAUAUAGUGUUGCCCCCAUUAAUAAUAUUAAGUGUGUGUGCAUGUAUGUGUAUCCAUACUUUUUCGCUAUCAAAUAAUGAUUGCUCGAGUUUACUGA